Messenger RNA from Rangifer tarandus platyrhynchus (Svalbard reindeer), 333 nucleotides. Lineage: Eukaryota; Metazoa; Chordata; Mammalia; Artiodactyla; Cervidae. The record is from the annotation of a GenBank genome assembly.
AUGACCAAGGCAAGCAGGAAGCCACGGCCGUCAGGAAGAUUUGCAAUGCGGUUUGCUUCAAGGAAGAAUGGAACGAAGAAGACCCUUUGUCAAAGGAGGGGCAGACGUGUUGUGAAGGCACGAAAUAUGACCAUGAGGAUCAGAAGACCUCUACAAGCUACAUUCAGAAAAAAAAUCCGAUUGUAUGCCACUCAAUCGACGAAGCCAAAGAAAACAAGAAAAUCAAACCGUUUCUUCUCUGGCUGUGGACGUAAGAAAUCAAAUCGAAGCCGAAAAAGGUACCAAAAUAUGAGGGAAAGUCAUGGAAGGAGGCAGAAUCCAAAGAGAAAAUAA